AUGCUGAUCAACCUCGAUUUCUCCGAUGCAAAUAUGGGUUUCCUAUCACAACGAGCCACAGAGGCAGUUGGCGGACUGGACCUUCCAUGGAGAUUCGCACCGAGAGGGGACUAUGAUGCAGAUCAUAACCCAAAUGGUUUGAUAUCAUUUGGCACAGCUGAACAUGCUUUGGUGACGGAGGAUUUGAAGGAGUUCACAGACAAGAAUGUCGUCAUCUCCCAUGAGGAUUUCCUCUAUCGAGGUAGCCAUGCAGGGGGUUCUCGCUUCCCCAAAGCACUAGCGGCCCAUCUCAAUGAAUACCUUCAACCUUAUAGCCCUGUGACUCCUCAUAUGAUUCGGUGCGUUGGUGCUGCUACCGCAAUGCAUGAUAUUCUCGCAUGGGGAAUUGCAGACCCUGGUGAUGGUGUCCUGACUAGCAGGCCUGUAUAUGGCCGAUUCGAGCUUGAUUUCGGCAACAUGUCUCAAGUCAGAGUCGUAUACUCCAACAAUACGAUAGAAGAAGCGUUUCAAGAUGACAUUGUCGAAAAGUUCGAGGAAGCGUUGUUGCGCUCUCGAAAGGCCGGCGUCAAUGUCAAGAUGGUGCUAAUCGUUAAUCCCCACAACCCCCUUGGACGCUGUUAUCAUAAAUCAACGCUCAUCAGUAUAAUGCAAUUCUGUCAAAAGCAUAGACUGCAUCUUCUGAGCGAUGAGAUAUACGCCUGCUCCGUCUUCGAUACAGACGAGCCCGCAGACCCCUUUGCCUCGAUACUUUCAAUCAAUCCGACGGAUCUUAUAGAUCCGGAACUUCUUCAUGUCACCUAUGGUCUAAGCAAAGACUUUGGUGCAGCUGGUCUUCGGCUUGGUGCCAUAAUCACUCGCAGCCAACCUGUCCUCCGGGCUAUCGAAGCGGCCAUGCGAUUCAAUAACCCCUCUGGAGCCAGCUUAGCUAUCGGAAGUGCCAUGCUUGAGGAUCGAGAGUGGUGUCGAGCUUUUAUUGACUCUUCACGGCUGAAGCUUGCCCAAGCCCACCGCCACAUCACGUCCCAGCUCCGUGACAUGGGUAUCAAGUACUUACCCGGCAGCAACGCAGGGUUCUUUAUCUGGGUUGAUCUAUCCCCGUACCUUCCAUCCGAUUUCGACGGAGAUUCGAAUCAAGAAUUUGCUCUGGCGAAAAGGUUUCACAAGAUGGGUGUGUUUCUGCACCCUCGCGAGGAGCAUUCUAUCGAGCCGGGAUGGUUCCGAAUGGUAUAUUCGCAAGAUCCAAGAACUGUUACCGAGGGGCUUCGGAGCCUGAAUGGCAGUGGAAAAGGAUAA
Fusarium musae is the source of this 1293-nucleotide messenger RNA. RefSeq lists its product as uncharacterized. The record is from RefSeq and is a predicted model, not a curated record. The coding region runs from base 1 to 1293 and encodes 430 amino acids. The transcript has 5 exons. Gene Ontology annotation, molecular function: pyridoxal phosphate binding; transaminase activity. NCBI's taxonomy places the organism in Eukaryota, Fungi, Ascomycota, Sordariomycetes, Hypocreales, Nectriaceae. Gene Ontology annotation, biological process: amino acid metabolic process; biosynthetic process.